Delphinapterus leucas (beluga whale) is the source of this 3620-nucleotide messenger RNA. Lineage: Eukaryota; Metazoa; Chordata; Mammalia; Artiodactyla; Monodontidae. The record is from RefSeq and is a predicted model, not a curated record.
UCACCGAAUGACGAGGAGCCCGUGCUCUGGAGGGCCAGGUGACUCGCCCACAGUCACACACAAGCUACUGUUUAUACAGAGACAGAGUCUGCUGGGAAUCACCCCGACCCACUUUGGAGAGUUUCUAUUCCUGUAGAUGCCUGAAAGCCCCGGCCUGCCAGGCCUGUAGAAACAGCCCGUGCCUCAGUCUUUCGUGGGAUCUCCUAGUCCCUCCUGGGCAGGAAGCGGAAUCUGCCAGGCUGCGUUUCAGCCCAGACUUUUCUGAAUGUCUGGAACCUGCACGGGUUCCUUGCUGACAGCCUCCUGGGGCCCAUGGGUGACGCUUGGCUCUUCCUGCCCUGGAGAUGGGCCGCCCCGGGGAAAUCUCUGCUCACAGGGCCCUUGGGAGGGAUGCAGCCCAAGGCUGACCCAAGUCCCUGUGGAGGCCAGGCGCAGAGAAGCUAGGACCAAGGAGCAACAUCGCGGGCAUGCCCUGCUGACCGUCCCUGAGGACACGCAGGCAGGGGCUGAGGUCUCCUAGGCUGGACCUUCCCAACCCACAAGUCCUGAAAUAUGAAGGUGUCCAGCACCACCUUCUUUUCUGUGGGCAGUACUUCUGAAUCCUAAACCCCAGAAGCGCUGGAAGCCGUGACAGCCCUUUUCAGAUGCUGGCUGUCCCUGUGUGAUGCCAAGCUCAGAAUGUCUGCUGCGUGAGAUGGUCCCUCCUCUUCCAGAGGCUUCUCACACCUCGGCUCAGGCGGUGCCUCUUGACAUUUUUUGGGGGAAGCUGAGUGAGUGCGCAGACCCUCUGAGAGGACACAAGAACUUAGAGCCUCUUCCUGGCAACAUGUCCGCCACCCCAGGCCGCAUUCUAGCUGCACUUAGAGAGGAGGGAGACCCACGGAGCCCCUCUCCUGACCCGAGAGAAGGAGCCCCUCUCCUGACCCGAGAGAAGGAGCCCCUCUCCUGACCCGAGAGAAGGAGCCCCUCUCCUGACCCGAGAGAAGGAGCGCCUUGGCCAGACAAGGCUGCUGCGGAGCUGCUUGAAGAGAAUGUGGUCCCACCCCCGCAUUUCACAGGUGAGGAAGCUGAGACCCAGAGAGGGAAGUGACUCUCGCCAGAGCAGGCUGGUGACCAAGCUGGGAGGAGAAAUGACAUCUCACAACUCCAUCGGCUGCACUGGACCCCCUACAGUUCUAGAGAGUAAGAGGAACUUCAUCUCAUCUACCGUUGACGUUGUAGGAAGGAACAUGAGCCAGCGAAGCCAGAGUGAGAACUGCUCCUUCCAUGACGUGGAGGUGCUGAUGAAAACCGUGCAGCUGGCUGUCCACACCCCUACCUUCCUCCUCGGUCUGCUCCUCAAUCUGCUCGCCAUCCGAGGCUUCAGCUCCUUCCUGAAGAAGAGGUGGCCCUGCUACGCUGCCACCUCCAUCUACAUGAUCAACCUGGCGGUCUUCGACCUGCUGCUGGUGUUCUCUCUGCCAUUCAAGAUGGCCCUGUCUCACGUGAAGGCUCCCCUUCUGCCCUUCUGUACCCUCGUGGAGUGCCUCUACUUCAUUAGCAUGUAUGGGAGCAUCUUUACUGCCUGCUUCAUCAGUCUGGACAGAUUCUUGGCCAUCCGGUACCCGCUCCUGGUCAGCCACCUCCGGUCCCCCAGGAAGACCUUUGGGAUCUGCUGCACCAUCUGGGUCCUGGUGUGGGUGGGGAGCACCCCUAUCUAUAGCUUCCAUGGGAAAGUGGAAAACUACACGUGCUUCCACAACAUGUCUGACGGCACCUGGAGUACCAAGGUCUUCUUCCCUCUUGAGGUCUUCGGCUUCCUUCUUCCCAUGAGCAUCAUGGGUUUCUGCUCCUCCAGGAGCAUUUGCAUUCUGGUCGCCCGUCGGGACCACACCCAGGACUGGGUCCAGCAGAAGGCCUGUAUCUGGACCAUCGCGGCCAGUCUGGCUGUCUUUGUGAUCUCCUUUCUCCCAGUCCACCUGAGUUUCCUCUUGCAGUUCCUGGUGAGGAAUGGCUUUAUCGUGGAGUGCAGAGCCAGGCAGAACAUCAUCUUGUUCCUGCAAUUGUCCAUGUGUUUCUCCAAUGUCAACUGCUGCUUGGAUGUUUUCUGCUACUACUUUGUCAUCAAAGAAUUCCGCAUGGACAUGAUGGCCCACCAGCCUUCCAGGGUCCAGCUGGUCCUCCAGAAUUCCAUGACCACCGUGGCUAAGGGAAGAAAGCUGUGCUUGGAGGAAGGAAACCUCAGUCUGAAUUCCAUAGCAGAUACCUCUUCCUAGGGCUCUGAUAUGGGGGGGCUGACACAUGGCACAUUUACUGGUGUGCCGUCCCUCUGAUGCUCACUUGAAUGCCAUCUUUGCUCACUGUGACCCCAAACCCUUUCCCCAGCACCCAGACAACUUGAUAUAGACCACUCAGUGUCUGGGGAGCUCUGAAGAACUUAAGACCCAGGUGAGCUCUUGAUUUCUAAGCCUAAAAAGCAUGAGGUCGGAAGAAUUGAGAAUGAGACCAUCUGAAUAAGGCUGUUUCCCAGCUCUCCUCUGUCCUUCUGUUAGGCUAGAAGAUUCUGGAAAGGAAGAGAGAGAGGAGUUAGGAGAGAGAAUCAAGAGGGUUGGCAUGGAGGAGAGAUGGAGUGGGAGGGAUGGACCAAGCUCCUUUUUGGUUUGGGGAUCCCGGCGUGGAGCAGUUGUACUUUCUGGUCUCUUCUGGAGCUCUGUUGGCCCAUGACCUCACAGAGAUGCCAGCAGAAUGUGUGACUGGGGAGAGCAAGUAUGUGCAGAGAGCCCCGAGUUUUCUAUGGGCCUUGGAAAAGCCUGGAAGGCCAGCCAAACCUUCCUGUGCCCAGGACAAAGCUGCAGAGGGACUGAGGUGGGCCGGUGUGGACCAGGCUUUGUGAUGCUGUGGACACUUUGUGAAAAUAGUGGGGACGGAGCGGAAAGGCGCUGGUGACACCUGAGAGCCACGAGGGGGCAGGAUAUACCUGGGAAAGGUAGGAGACAGGCCAAGGGCCGGAACCGGGCAGCCCCUCCCGCAUUGCCAUUGGGGCGUCCACGGCGUGGAGUUUGAGCUCUGGCCCGGGGGAGGAGAGGCAGUGGAGACAAGCCUGGGAGUGGGAAAUUCCUGGACAUGACCAGUUUGCUCUCUUGAACAGGCUGCAAUGUUGUUGAUUAGGUUUAGUUUCCUUGAGAAUGAUGAGAAGGAAUCAGGCUUGAUUCGGUUCAGCCAGAGGAGAACAAGGUGUUUGUCUUGCCCACCUGAGUCCUGGCUGGGCAGCUGGCCACGGUGGCACCGUCCACAGAGAUGUCCCCAUCCAGUGGCUGGGAGGGAGAAGAUGAGGCAGCCAGGAAUAGAGGAACCAUCUUGACGACACAGGGCUCUUGGCAGUUCCUCGUUGGAAACUGUAAACGAUUGAAUCAUAGUUUGGACUGGGCUUCCCCCAUGCUCUAGAGAAGGUGCAGUGGUGGCAGCUGAAAGCCUGCCUCUGACUCAGCCUCCGGAGAGUGAAAUGGUGAUCAGGAUAAAUUGUGGGGUGGUUUGCAAGACGGAGUGAGUGGGAUGAGAAGUAACAAAUGAGACAAUGUGAACGGUGGGGGGGGGGGUACUUUAGGAAGAGAAGCAACCGCCUUAUACCUGCAGGAGAAGAG